AUUAAUUAAUCCUUACAGAUUCACUGAAAGAUCAUCACGUUGUAAUUGCCGUACGAUGCAAUUUACUGCUGUCUCCAUUAUUUUUUUGCGAAACUACCUCUUAUAUCUCAAAAUCAGAGAUCAAACUGUAUAGCGUUUUACACCUUAAUUAUUUUUAUCUUCUUUAAAUUUAACAAAAUUUUAUAAUUGACACUCAAUAAAAACCGUAAUCAUAAGUUGUGUACACGUUCGAAAGUAUGGCUUCUUUCGUUCGAAUCGCCAAAACAACCUUUUUGGAUGGCCGGUUUCCAGUUUUUAAAAAUAUUUCCUUCGAAAUAACCAAAAAUCAAAAUUGGGCCGUGGUCGGCGCUGUUGGGAGUGGAAGAACUACUUUUCUUAAAUGCUUAAAAGGAUCGUAUACACCUUCUCCUGCUACAAAUUUUAAAUACCCAUUUCUAUCAGAUACUAACAAAAGUCCCUGGCAAGCGAUUCAGUUUUUGGAUUUUCAAAGCUCGGGUCUUCAGCGUGCUGCUUACUAUUCAGAAAGGUAUCAUUCGCACCGCGAUAAACGAGAAGAUAUUAGUUUGCAAAAAUGGUUACUUGAUGCAUACAGAGGUCCCGAAGAAAAAGCAUUGGAAAAAGUUCAAUAUGCAGCCUCAAUUACUAGGUUGGAGCAUUUACUCGAAUCUAGUUUGAUUAAUUUAAGCAAUGGACAAUCGAGAAGGGCGAUGCUCGCUGUAAAAUUAUUAUUAGAGUCCCAAUUGCUAUUACUAGAUGAGCCAUAUGCUGGGUUAGAUGUUGCUUCUCGUUCAAUUGUUUCUAAUCUUUUGGGAAAUAUGUCCAGCGUUUGCUCUCCUAAAAUUGUUCUUUCCCUCCGACAACAGGACGAAAUACCUGAUUUCGUGACUCAUAUUGUUGAGCUAAAUAACCACGAGAUAACCUACCAAGGAGUCAAGGAUCACUAUCAUCCAUCCUUAAAUUCCGCAGUUUUGACAAAACCUCAGCUCGAAGAUACUAAACCUCCUAAGAUUGGUAAGCCGAUCAUUGAAAUGAACAAUCUGAAUUGUACGUAUUGGGGCAAACCUGUUUUAGAGAACGUUAAUUGGACUAUUAAAGAAGGAGAACGAUGGUCUUUAAGCGGUAGCAAUGGUAGCGGAAAAACUACUCUCUUAGCUUUCGCCCUUGGUGAUCAUCCAAAGCUCUUUGCUACAGACAUAAAGUUUUUUGGAAAGUUUAUUGGACCAGGAACAGGAAUUUCAGUCUUCGAUAUUCAAGAAAACGUCGGUCAUUGUUCCCCUGAAGUUCACACACAUUUUCCUAAAGAAUUUACCUGCAGAGAGACUCUUUUAAGUGCUUGGAGUACUACCUUCACACUCCCAAGAGAAACUGAGAGCCGUUCAGAGGCCAUUAGAAAACUUUUAGAUGAACUGAGUCUCCGCAGCUUUGAGAAUAUCCCUUUGUCCCAAUUACCUACAGGCAUGCAAAGAUUUAUUCUUUUUUGUAGAGCCAUAAUUAAAAGGCCUCGUUUUUUGGUUUUGGAUGAGCCUUUCCAAGGUGUAGAUAUCAGAUAUAUGCACCAAGCUCACAAGUGGUUAAAUAAAAAUCUUUUACCUUCCCAAGCAAUGGUUAUCAUUUCUCACUAUGAGGAAGAGAUUCCAGCUUGUGUUAACGCUCGUGCACAUGUUCAUCAAGGAAAAUUACGAAUCGAUACUUAAGUCAAGUCAUACAAUUAGUUGUAAUCUUAGCUUUCUUGAAUGAAAUUAAAUAUGACCUAAAAGAACCGA
This is a messenger RNA of Schizosaccharomyces cryophilus OY26, 1763 nucleotides long. RefSeq names its product ATPase. The transcript has 4 exons. The record is from RefSeq and is a predicted model, not a curated record. NCBI's taxonomy places the organism in Eukaryota, Fungi, Ascomycota, Schizosaccharomycetes, Schizosaccharomycetales, Schizosaccharomycetaceae. Bases 237 to 1694 code for a protein of 485 amino acids. Gene Ontology annotation, molecular function: ATP hydrolysis activity; ATP binding.